UGUGGCUGUCAAAGAUCCCGAAGCAAAGCGAUCACGUCACAAGAAGAAGCAGAGUGUUGACAAAACAACUGAAAGUAUAGAAGGAAUAGCCCCACAUCAUCAAGACUAAGACCAGGAAGGAAUACCAAUGAUAAAAAAUGAGAAACAGAAGAAGAAUCCUCUUUGUUUGUGGGACAUCUCUAAUACUUACAGUGUAUAUAUUGUAUGGAUGGAACCAGUCAUUAGAUGGGAAUUUUAUGGAAUUGCCCAGCUGUCCAGCCUGUUAUGGUCAAAAUCUUUGUUCGAAAAUUUUGCAAUACCAUAAUUCAACUGUUCCGAGAAUAGAAUUAAGUGGUAUCUCUAGACUGAAAGUAACAAAAUUAGUGAAUUUAAAAAACGUAUAUUAUGUAUCAAGUGACAAAGGUGCAGCUGUGUUGAAAAAGUUAGCACAUGAUUCAGAGCUGUGGGAAUUUGACAAAAAGAUUUGUGACAUCAAUGAAAGGAUUAAUUGUAAUGUUUCAGAAACUCUUGAUUAUUUGGUGAAGAAAAAUAAUAAUGAUAUUACAGAAAUUGUUGACCAGUAUCCAUCAGUGUUUGCAAGUGAUGGUAUUGUGUGCAACCACAGCAGGAUACUUCAGUAUUUGUACAGAAAAUAUACUGAGAUGGAUACUGGACCUAAUAAACAACAGCAUUUUCUUACUAUGUUAGCAAUCAACUUUGAACCUCUCUUAAUCAAUGCAUUUCAUCAUACUUCUUGGUUUCCUGCCCUACAUGGAAUGUGUGGCCGAGUGAUAGUGGAGGAUUACGUGGGACCAACACUCUCCCAGCUGAGCCAUGUGUCUUGGCUGGAGCGUGCAGACUAUGCUCGCCAACUUUUAGAAAUGGCUCAAGAAUUUUCAUCUGCAGAAUUUCGGCUUUACCUAACAGAUGUAUCCUUGGAUAACUUUGCAGUGGAUACAAAGGGCAAAGUUAAGAUAAUAGAUGCAGAAAAUAUUGUGUUGGUGGAUCCAUCUGUAAGAGGCCUUGAAACAACUGAACACAUAAACAAGGGCAUUGGGUGCCAGGACUGUUUUAGCUUCUCAUAUGAAGAUCUCUGUGGCCACACAUCUACUGAUCAUAACUUCUUUGCAGUAUGUAAGGGAAUGCUGUCGUCUACUGCAUAUUCCCAAGAUCUUCCUGUAGGACUGUUGCACUCACCACCCUCCUGGGUGACAGAUGUAUAUCCAUCUCUAAAGACUGAUGUAGAAGAUUGUGCAGGACACAUUAACCUCAACAUUCACCACCUGCCAAGGAGAAGAGAGGCAGCUCUUCACCUUCAUUCACAAUUAGUGAAUAUUUUGAGGGAAGCCUUGCUGCACAGCUGAUGCAUUAAAGGAACCACUCACCUGGGUGGGCCUCUGCCUCCUUCCUUCCCUUCCUGGCUUACUACAUACUCAAGUGGCACUGCACAGCAUUAAGUGAUAAUUAUUUUUGUGUACAAUCUACACAGUCAAAGCCUUACAGGAAACAGCAAAUGACAGAUUUAAUUGUUGUAUGUGUCAGUGAAGAAGAUGUACAGGUAACACACCAAUACAAUGGUUAAGUGCUACUUUUUAAACAUAUGUGGCAACUCAUCAGCUUCACAACGACUGCCCAGUGUUCCCGCCACUCCUGUAAAUGUUCCUUUAUAUUAUGCAAUACUUUUUCUAAGUGAUAUCAAAUUGUGCUAUGUUUUGUGAAUUUUGCCUCUAUGAAUUUGUGCUUGUAUUCUUAUAAUGAUGGUAGGGUUUAAUUUUGUCAUCUGGAUGAUACCAGCUUGAGCUGCUCCAGUAUAUUCAUCUACUGCAUAAAUACCAGGGAAACAUCUCUCACAGAGAUGCUGAUACACUCUGAAGAACACUUUGCUAUCAGGGUGUCUUCUGUCUGGAUAUCUGUGUCUGUAUUCUACUGCUGCAGCAUGGGCAUUCCCAUCAGGGAAUGAAUAUCAUGUCAUGAAUAUCAUUACAUAAAUAUCAUGUCCAAAUACUCAAUGUUACUGAAUGUGAAAGACAUCUUCACUGUAGCAAAAAAAUGCACUUUGGCAGUCAGCUGAUUGACAAGGCCUGUCACUGUUAGGUCUCAAGACAUUAAAUGAGUGUUGAGGGGGAUGACAGACAGUUGCAAUGAGUUACCACAUGUUUAAAAAGUAGCACUUAACAACCACUGUAUUGCUGUGUUACCUGUAUGUUUUCUUCAUUGACACAUAAAAAUUCAAUCUGUCAUGCUAACUGUUUCCUGUAAGGCUUUGACUGUGUAGAUUGUACACAAAAAGUUAUCACUUAAUGUCACAUGGUGCCACUCAAGUGUGUAGUGAGGCAUGUAGGGAGGGAAGGAGGCAGACACCCACCCAGGCGAGCAGUUCCCGCAACACACAAUUUACAUGUUAAUUUCUUGCAAAAUAAAGCAAAACACAGCAUAUGUGUAUAGAAUAUUUUUGACUUAGAAGUACUUGAAUUAUCAAAUCUCGAAGUACGUACCUUAACUUGUGGGACACCUUGUAUAGUAAGGAUGAGGGGCAGUGCAAGCCAGAUAUUAAAUAAUCUUCUUCUGUGUUCUUUUCAUAUCCUAGUAACACAAGAGAGCAGAAGCAGCUUGCUCCUGGAAACAAACCUUCAUCCCAUUCACACUACAUCAUAUACACUAUGAAUAUUUGUAAACAUUCUUAAUAUUUCUGUAAUUUUCAAAAUAAAGAAUUCUUAAUAACUUCCCUGCAUCAUAUUCACAGCACUAGCUGGUUCUUGGACUAAGUACAAACAUUAUGACAUCUAAAAUUUGGCACUGUUGGUGUAACCACUUGUGCUACUACACCUCACCAACAGAAGGUGGGUGCUCCACCCAGCAGCCUCUAUCAAUACUAUUGUGGUGGGGGAUGACACUGGUAACACUGGGCCCCUGGGUAGUGAAGUUAGGCACUGGCAAUGAUGCAGUAGCUGCAAACAAUGGCAGCCUUGAGAGAUUGAAAGUGGCAUGGAAGGUGAUUGGUUGAGAGAGCAGCAGUGUGCUGGCCAAUCAUGGAGGAACUGACCUUAUAUAAGGAGCUGUGGCAGCCCCCAAGAGUGAGAGAGCGCCUAUUUUCCACCUAUGCAACACCUGUGCCGACAGUCUGCAAUAUGCUCCCCUUGUGUUAUGCUAUAACGCUAGCCACCCACGGCUGCCACUACAUGACUGCAUCCUAGAGCAUGCUGUGAGGAUUGUGUGCCCUGACAGUCUGAGACAGUGAGGACCUGACACUGAGGUGUGUGUGACACCUGCGUGGUCUGUUAUGGUGUGGACUACCAGAGGAGACACUGGUGCAACACUCUUGGUGAGCUGCGACUCUGUAGCAUGCUGUGUGGUGCCACUGUAGUGUGAGGUGGGACACACAAUCCAGUGAUAUAGACACUUUGCUGAGUGAGGCCUGGUGGUGAGAGCCUUACUUGUACUGUAGUGUGUUAGUGUGCCACAUGUCUUGUAAUGCUGCUCUGUGUGGGCAAUAAAGACAGGAGUGCCA
Messenger RNA from Scylla paramamosain (green mud crab), 3487 nucleotides. RefSeq names its product divergent protein kinase domain 2A-like. The transcript has 6 exons. The record is from RefSeq and is a predicted model, not a curated record. Lineage: Eukaryota; Metazoa; Arthropoda; Malacostraca; Decapoda; Portunidae. The coding region runs from base 138 to 1343 and encodes 401 amino acids.